Messenger RNA from Saccharomyces mikatae IFO 1815, 591 nucleotides. It is a transcript of the gene MIX23, whose product is annotated as Mix23p. The record is from RefSeq and is a predicted model, not a curated record. Gene Ontology annotation, cellular component: mitochondrial intermembrane space; mitochondrion. NCBI's taxonomy places the organism in Eukaryota, Fungi, Ascomycota, Saccharomycetes, Saccharomycetales, Saccharomycetaceae. The transcript has a single exon. Bases 1 to 591 code for a protein of 196 amino acids.
AUGGUUGACAAUAAGCGUACUUUUACGGCGCCGCCAAUCUUGCUCGAAUCAAAUCUGACCUUUUCGAAUGAUGGACCACCACUUCCUACUGUCACUGUCACACGAGAACGAUGUAUAAAUCCAAGCCUGAUAGAUUCAUUUUUAAGGUUUCUAAGACAUGGAAGUGAUGAUAUAAUAAGACAAAAAUUAAACAAUUAUAGAAAAAGCUCUUCUAAUGGAGAAAAUAGGUGUGAAGAAUUUCUAAGGAAAGAAUUAUAUCCGAAUUGGCAAAUACGGAGUAGUAUAAUUUCAUUUUGCGAAAAAGAAGCAGCAGAAAUGAAGGCUGAAACUGAUCAAAAGUUCUGUAAUACUGGGGAGAGCGCUGCGAAACCAAUUAUAGAAGCAAGAAUUGAUCCAUAUGCUGCGAAGGAACGUGCAGAGGAACAAGAAGCUCGACAUAGGGAUUGGACAAAUUUAACAGAUUGGGUGGCAAAUAAUAGAAGAAUAGAGCAAAUUUUAACUUCAACAACGGAAGGGAUUUUAAAGCAAAACUGCGAGCAAAAUGAAGACUACUUGAAACAGUUUGCACAGUUCUGCAAGAACAACAGUUGA